Ambispora leptoticha is the source of this 591-nucleotide messenger RNA. The record is from the annotation of a GenBank genome assembly. Lineage: Eukaryota; Fungi; Glomeromycota; Glomeromycetes; Archaeosporales; Ambisporaceae.
UCAAUGGUUAUGAUAUUCGCACAUUUGUUUAACAGUCAACUCGAAACAGUUGUCAAUUUUCUGAGUGAAUUUAACGUAAAUGGACGUGCUGGCCUUGAAAUAUUACUAAAAACUUGGUUUGAAAAUUACGAAGAUUUUCACGGAUUUUAUAGUUCAAAAAUUAGUGCGAUGGCUUUAUCAAAGUUAUUUUUAUCCGGCGAUCCUAGGAUACAAAAUAUUCAAGUCAGAGGAGAUUUAAUAAUUUCAAACUCAACAAGAAUAAUGACACGUUCUCAAACACGUCAAAAUCCUGACAAAUACACUUCCAUACCAGCAACCGAAAAGAUUAUAAAAUUACUGUUUUCUGACUUGCAGAAUGCUAUUGAGGUCGAUAAUCUAAAAAAGCCAGAAAACGAAUACCAAGAGGAUGAGGAGGAAGCCGUCGAUUCUUCUGAUGACGAUGGCGAAUGGGAAGAUGUUGACGAAUUAUCUUCUUUUGCACCGGCCGAUGAUUAUCGAUUUUUAGGAUUAUUAGAUAAGUCGGUGGAUUUAGAUGAUGUAGAAAACGAUUUAGAUAUUCAAAACGAUCCUAUCUAUCAAAUGAGUAUCAAA